Phragmites australis (common reed) is the source of this 3142-nucleotide messenger RNA. Its product is annotated as wall-associated receptor kinase 3-like. The transcript is spliced from 3 exons. The record is from RefSeq and is a predicted model, not a curated record. Gene Ontology annotation, molecular function: protein serine/threonine kinase activity; calcium ion binding; ATP binding. NCBI's taxonomy places the organism in Eukaryota, Viridiplantae, Streptophyta, Magnoliopsida, Poales, Poaceae. The coding region runs from base 764 to 2980 and encodes 738 amino acids. Gene Ontology annotation, biological process: protein phosphorylation; cell surface receptor signaling pathway. Gene Ontology annotation, cellular component: plasma membrane.
GCCCGGCAGAGAGACGUCUGGGGAGUCCGUUGCCGGGUCAAUCACAGAAUUACCCGCGAAUCCUGUCUGCUUUCUGAUUGCAACCAAGAGAGGCCAAGUCUCCUAAAUUUCGUUUGCAGACAUGACGGGGCUCUCACCUCACCUGGAAGCAUAUGCCAAUUGGCGUAUCGUAAGGUGAUUUUCUCAUAAAGUCCAUCGCUGUACAGAUGCGACACUGACAAAACAAGGACAAGAAGCCAACAGGUUAGAAUAAGCUCCAUUGACGGAAUAAGAAUCUGAGCACCAGGUCUUCUGUUAGGCAGCAAGAUGCUUCGAGGAAAAGCCAAUGCAUCCAGAUCAAAGGAAAAAACGGUAAUUGAGCUGGUGCCUGGUAUCACCGUGUCAACAACGUCACGUCGAAACGUCUGCUUGAAUAUGACAUAUCAACAAAAAAAAGUGAGAAAAGAAACUAAUUCCAGCAUUCUCACGCGAUGUGACCAUGAAAAGUUGGACCCGUUCCAGCUGACCGAAGAACAGCACAAAGGAAAAUACAGCAUAAUUUGUCAAUGCAAAAUGUAUAUGCGCGUGCUAUCCUAGUUGAAAUCAUUUCUUCUGACCGAGUCUAUACUCUGACUGGAUGCAAUACGAUCCGUACUAGAACGAUAAGCCAAGAAUAAGAGCCCAAAGUCUGGCUCUGGUUCACUAUAUAAGCAUAGCUCAGACUAUAGAGAAGGAGAACUGGAUAUAUCCAAGGGCAAGCAGAAAGAGAAACACAUAGAAAGAAAUGGCUGGAAUGCUACCGCGUCUAAUCUUUGCAUCCACCCUGCUGCUGAUAGCAUCCAUCAAGAGCAGCACAGCGUCGAGGAUGGCAAGGCCUGGCUGCAGAGAAACAUGUGGCAACCUCACAAUCCCCUACCCCUUCGGCAUCGGUCCCGGUUGCUACCAUGGUCCAGGGUUCGACGUUUCGUGCGAGAGUAACCGCACUUUCAUGCAUAACUCAAGCAGCCGAAUGGAGAUCUACAACAUCAGCCUGCUAGGAGGGCAGGCUCGAGUCAGCACCUUGAUUGCCUCCAAGUGCUAUUACAACGGCUCGAUCACAAAUGGAUGGGCCUCAACAACUACUGCUGAGUUGUUCACUAUAUCCAGCAAGGCAAACAAGUUAACAGCGGUUGGAUGCAACACACUUGCUUUCUUGGGAGGCUACAACAAGAACGAGUACAGGGCUGGAGCUGGGUGCUUCUCCAUGUGCCUGGACAAGCAAAGCGUGGAUCAUAGCGGCCAGUGCUCUGGCAUGGGCUGUUGCCAGACAUCCAUUGCACCGAACCUUAGUUCCUUCAACACAACCUUCGAUGAGAGGUACAACAAUUCUGAGGUACUUGACUUCAACCCAUGCAGCUAUGCCUUUGUCGCCGAGCAGGAUUGGUUCAAGUUUGAGGCUUCUUAUCUCGAGGAUAACAAGUUAACAGAAAAGUACAAGGAUGGAGUUCCUUCUGUGCUUGACUGGGUUGUUGGAAGAGAAUCCUGUGAUGAAGCAGUUAAGAACAUGUCAUCAUAUGCCUGCAUUAGCAUGAACAGCCAGUGCAUCGAGUCACCAAAUGCUACAGGGUACCUGUGUAACUGCAGCAAUGGCUUUGCAGGCAACCCCUAUCUGGCAGAUGGGUGUCAAGAUAUUAACGAGUGCCAAAUUCGAGAUCAGUAUAUGUGCCAUGGAAUUUGCAGUAACACAAUUGGGGGUUACAAUUGUUCCUGCCCUUCUGGGACUUACAGCAUAGAUCCAAAGCGACAAACCUGUAGUCCGAUUGCAGCUUCAGAAAGAGCGAAAUUGACAAAAAUGUUUAUAGGUAUUUCGUCAUGCAUUAUACUUCUGCUUAUCUGCAUUUUUGCCCUUCUGAUUGAAUGUCACAAGAGAAAGCUGACAAGAGAAAAGAAAAUAUUCUUCCAACAAAAUGGUGGUCUCCUGUUAUAUGACCGAAUCAGGUCGAAGCAAGUUGAUACAGUAAGAAUAUUCACGACAGAAGAACUAGAGCAUGCAACAAACAAUUUUGACUCAAGCAUGGAAGUAGGGAGAGGCGGCUAUGGCACUGUUUACAAGGGAGUUCUAAAAGACAACAGAGUAGUAGCCAUCAAGCGCUCAAAGAUCAUGAACACGGUUCAAAAAGAUGAUUUUGUGCAAGAGAUGAUUAUACUUUCACAGAUCAACCACAGGAAUGUAGUGAGGCUUCUCGGUUGUUGCUUAGAAGUGGAAGUUCCCAUGUUGGUCUAUGAGUUUAUCCCGAACGGCACUCUAUUCGAUCUGAUGCAUGGAAGAUGCAGAAGACCAUCCAUUUCACUGGAUACUCGUCUUAGGAUUGCCCAGGAAUCUGCAGAAGCAUUAGCAUAUCUGCACUCAGCAGCAUCCCCUCCCAUAGUUCAUGGAGAUGUAAAAUCUCCAAACAUUCUCCUAGGCGACAACUACAUAGCGAAAGUUACUGAUUUUGGAGCAUCAAGAAUGCUUCCCAAGGAUGAAAUACAAUUUCUGACAACGGUACAGGGAACUCUGGGUUAUCUAGACCCUGAAUACUUACAAGAGCGUCAACUAACAGAGAAAAGUGAUGUUUAUAGUUUUGGAGUAGUGCUUCUAGAGCUGAUUACGAGGAAGACAGCAAUUUAUUCUGACAGUACUGAUGAAAAGAAAAGCCUCUCAUCAUCCUUCCUUCUGGCAUUGAAAGAGAACAAACUUCAAUCCAUCUUGGAUAGGAAUAUAUUGGGUGUCAGAAUAGAGCUACUCCAGGAAGUUGCUGAACUCGCAAAGUGUUGCUUGAAUAUGAAGGGUGAAGAACGGCCAUUGAUGACAGAAGUGUCUGAAAAGUUGAGAUCUAUACGGCGCACCUGGAGAGAACAAUUGAUUGAGCAUGCUAGUGAAGAAAUUGAAUGUUUGCCUGAAAGCUCAUUGAACCAUCACCCUUCUAGCACUGGACGGCAUGGAAGUUUGAUGGCACUAGAUUUAGAAAUUGGUCGAUGAUAAAUAUGCAAGGAUCAAAAUUAAAGUCGCAAUAGAGUUUGAAGUUAAAACUGUUAGAUAUAUAUUGCUCUUUGUAGUAUCCUUAGAUUAUAAGGGGUUAUUUGCACAAUAGAUACGCAUUCACAUGAUUAGGCUUCGUCUUUGGAGCAUUCUCUGUGGCAA